GCUCUCAAGCCCGCCGCCUAUGGUCGAAAUUCCUGUCAAUCAAAAAUCGUAGGCUAGCAAGGAAGUGUGACGAUGUAAACUAAAAGCGGACCUUCUCGGAUCCUUACGAUACUAAACAGACUACAGAUGACCUCUUGACCCCGUUGGCAGGAAGCUAGUCAGACCAUGGCUGCUGGUGCUGCAGUCGGGGAGGGUCAGAUCCAACGGAUUAUCAGAGAUCUGCAUGAUGCUGUAUCAGAACUGACAAAGGAGUGUAAGGAGAACGGCGAGCCCAUUACAGAUGACAGCUCCAAUCUGCACAAGUUCUCCUACAAACUGGAGUACCUGCUUCAGUUUGACCAGAAAGAGAAAACAACAUUUCUGGGAUCCAGAAAAGACUACUGGGAUUAUUUCAGCGACUGCCUGGCCAAAAUCAAAGGAGCAAAUGAUGGAAUCCGCUUUGUUAAAUCAAUCCCAGAGCUGAAGACAUCUCUUGGUAAAGGCAGAGCAUUUAUCCGUUACUCGCUCGUGCAUCAGCGGCUGGCUGACACACUCCAGCAGUGCCUCAUGAACCACAGGGUCACCAGUGACUGGUAUAAUUCCCGGAGUCCAUUACUCAAACCUCAUCUCAGUGUGGACAUCAUUAAUUACCUCUAUGAGCUGAAUGAUGUUCAAUUUGAUGUGGCAUCCAGGGGUCAUGACCUUGACUCAGAAUGGCCCACUUUUGCAAGGAGGACACUGGGAAUGACUAGCUCCCCCAGUCACACUUGGAAACCACCGAGUCGUAGUUCCAGCCUCAACAGUCUAGCCAGCACAUACUCACAGCAGGCCCAUGAGUUCCCUGGGAGUCCAGACUUUGGACCUGGGCUUCUAUCAGAUGUGUCUGUCCAAAACUCCAGUGGACUAAAUGAUUCUUCCAUCAGUGCUAUAGAUGAGCUCCGUCUGGAGCUAGACCAAUCUGAAUUAAAGCAAAGACAUCUCCUCGACCAAGUUCAGCAGUUAGGCAGCGAAGCGGGUGAACUCCGCAGAGUUGUGGUAGAACUCCAAAGGCAGCUGGACGUCUCUCUAGCUGCCCAAGGUAACCAUCAGGAGCUCCAGCGGAACCUGGAGGUGCUAGCUGCGAGCGAACAAGCACUAUCCCAUGACCUGGAGGUCUUGAAGGGACACGAGACUGUCAGGGAGGCCUCCUAUAUGGACCUCCAAGACAUGUUGGCAGCCACAGAGCGUAAAAAUGAGGAAUUGAUGGCAAAGCUAGAUGGAGUAUUGGAUGAGAAAGGCCAGAGGGUGGCCAGUGACUUCAACUCUGCCCAAAAGAUUCACAAGCUGUUAAAUGAAUUGAAAGAGGCUGAGAAGGGAAGGAUAGAUGCUCUGGCAGAAGGAGAAGAGAGUAGGAGGCAGGCAGAACAGCUGGCUGAGAAAGUUAGAAUGAAGGAUGAAGCACUCAAAGAGGCUGAGGUAAAAAUGGCAGCUUGGAUGAUAAAGGGUGAACAACUGCAAACCAUGGCAAAAGAGCACCGUAACGUCAUGGACAAACUUCAAGGGGCAAUUGCAGUGCGAGAGGAGGAGACCAUCAAUUUGGAGAAGCAGCUGCAAGAUCUCCAGCACUCUCUGGAAACUAUGGAAAAGCAGGCCAAAGUGGAGCGGAAGGAAAUGCAAGAGGAUAAAGAAGAGCUUGAGAAGAAGAUGAGUGGUCUGGAAGAGCAGUUGCUAACAUUGCGGACACAGCUGAAAGCUAAGGAGUCCAAUCUUCUCUCCAGUACCAAGAGAGUCCAGCUUCUGGAGAAGGAAUCAGAGAAGCUUAAAAGCGACAAACAGAGUCUGAGAGAAACCAUGUCUGAACUAGAGAACAAUACCAAAGAACAGGCCAAGAAGAUUGGAGAAUACAACGAUAGCUGUGCCAAGCUAAUGGAGGAAAACAGUAAGCUCAUCCAGAUGGUGAACAAGAAUGAAGAAACCAAGAAGGAGUUGCUUGAAAACAAAUCUUCCCUGGAGAGUGAGCUGGCUAGAUUGAAGGCCUCGGAGAAGCAGUUGCGAGCACAAAUUGAUGAUGCCAAAGUGACUGUGGAUGAACGAGAGCAGCGGCUCAGAGAGGAGAACAGAAGUCUGGAUGAAAGUCUGCAUAAGGCCAACAUGCAGUUAAAGGAAUCCGAAAGUUCAGUUUGCCAACUAAAACUGGAGAACAAGGACCUCAUGGAGGUUCAGGUCACUCUUAAAGCAUCUCUUGCAGCCAUGCAGGAGGAGAUACGCAACAUCAACAGCCAAAUUGCUGAAUUUGAGAAGAGUCUUGGAGCUGCGAGAUGCAAUGAGGCAAGCCUGACGGCACAGCUUAAAGAAAAGGAUUCCAAACUGGAGGAUCGGGACAAGCUCUGUGAGGAGCUACAGGAAAGGGUGGAAGAACUUGAAGGUAGGGAGAGGGAUUUGGAAGUGGAGAAAAUGAAGGCAGAAAGAGCCUUUGUCAAACAAACAGAGAUGAUUAAGACUCUAGAGGUCCAGAGGAAGGCUGCAGAGAAUGUCCAACUUGAGCAGAGUGCAUGCCAGGCUAAAGAAACCCAAGAGAUGGCCUCAAAAGUGACUCUCCUGGAAGAUCAGUUGGGACUGAAUGUGAAAGAGGUUUCUAGGCUUCAAGAGGAGGUGCUCAAUCUCAGGGCUAGACUCCACAGUGCAGUGGAGGAAAAGGACAAGACCCAAGCGAAGCUGGAUGUCACUGAGGCUUCCUGUGCAGAACUACGAACCUUGACUGAGCAGUUGAAAAAGCAGGCAGAGGAGCAGAAUCGACUGCAUGUGAAAGAGCUACUGCAGUCUAGCGAACAGGUAGAUGCAAUAACUUUGCAACUGAAUCAGGAGACAUCCACAUGCAAGAAAACAACUGCCGAACUCACUUCAGCCCAAGAGGAGCUGGCAGACCUCAAGGCCCAGAAUGAAAGGUUGGUUCUGGAGAAUGCCGAGACCAGAGAGGGUCUCCAUCGGGUCAACACAGAAAUGGCAGAGUUGGGAAUGACAAUUUGCAAGCUCACUGCAGAGCGGGAAGAAGCCCGGGAACAAUGGGCUGCCGAAGCUGCUCGGAUCCAAGAACUUCAACAGCAGGGAGUGAAGAAAACAGAGAGACUUAAUGCCAGCUUGGCGGCUGUUCACCAAGAAAACUCUAGUCUGCGAGAAGAGCUCCAGCAGACAGAGAAACUUUCAGAAACUCUACUGGAGCUAAAGGAGCUGCUGGACAAAACUGAGGGUGAACGGGACGCUGCUCGAGAAGAGAUCACCGCAGUGAAAUUUCAGAUGAGCAUGGAGAACAUGACUCUCAAAAACCAGAUAAAGAGCCUUAAUGAAGAAAUAGAGUGCUUGAAAACUCAGUUAGACGUGGAGUUGAAGAAGACAUCUGAGCUGGAGGCCAAAUUAUCAGAGUUAGAGGCAGUAAAUAUUGAAUACUCUCGUCUGAUUGCGCAAAAAGACUCUCACAUCACUGACUGUGAGACUCAGAUGCGUGAGGCAGAGUGUGAGACGCAGCAACUGCAGGAAAGUGUAUCAAGUACCAAAGAGGCUCUUAGUGAAGUACAGAAAGAGAGGAAGGAACUAAAGCAGAAAUUGGAUCAGGUGUUGACAGAGGCUCAGAAUCAGCAACUUCAGAUGUCUGCUGAGCUGGAGGAUCUGGGCCAAACCAAAGUGAAUCUGGAGGAACGGCUCAUCGAACUUAUUAGGGAUAAGGAUGCUCUGUGGCAGAAAUCGGAUGCUCUGGAGUUCGAGCAGAAGCUGAGAGCGGAGGAGCAGUGGUGGCUGGUAGAUAAAGAGGCCACACAUUGUCUGGGCUGCCAGGGCCAGUUCACGUGGUGGCUGCGGCGCCAUCACUGCAGGCUGUGUGGCCGUAUCUUCUGUUACUACUGCAGCAAUAAUUAUGUGAUGACAAAAACCUCAAAGAAGGAGCGCUGCUGUCGAGAGUGCUACACACAGCACAAUGCUGUGGUGGAAAGAUUUACAAAGGCUGAACUCAACAGCUUGUCAGAGAAUCAACCACCGCCUCAUGCAAACGCUGCCGGUCAACCACCACCCCCUUAUAUACCUACACCAAGAGUUACAGUUACAGAUCCUGGUGAGAAACGGGAUGAUGGAUCAUUUGACAUCAUAACGGAUGAGGAAGUGAACGAGAUCUAUGACAGCGACUCGCGCACCACCACUGGGUCACAGGAGGAAGAAGGAGAUGGAGGGCAACCCGGAGACCUUGGCAUAUCGAGUGACGUGACCCCUGAUGAACAGGAAGAGACGGUCCCUGCUGUACAGGAUGCAGAAAUCACCCUCCUUAAGUCAGGAGAGCUCACUGCCUCUAUGCCUCUGGAUAUAAAUGAGAUUCCUCAUUUUGGCGAUGGUUCCCGUGAGCUGUUUGUCAAGUCCAGUUGCUAUAGCGCCAUUCCCAUCACUGUGGGUGACUGCGGGCCCAUCAUCAGCUGGGUUUUCUCUUCCGAGCCCAAGAGCAUCUCCUUCACUGUGGUGUACAGAGAGACACUUGACACACCUGUUGAGCAGGCCAAGGUUCUGAUUCCUCUCACACGCUGUAACUCACACAAAGAGACCAUACAGGGCCAACUGAAAGUCCGCAAUCCUGGAGUCUAUGCACUCAUCUUUGAUAACUCGUUUUCCAGAUUUCUCUCCAAGAAGGUCAACUACCACCUGACCAUUGAGAAGCCCAUCAUCUAUAAUGGAAGUGACUUCCCUUAAAUGUGGCUUUGUGGUGUGUAGCAUCCUCGUGGGAACUUGAUGUGUUUUAUUUUUAUCCUUAUUUAUCUCAGACCUGUUCCUGUGUGCCAGGGGUUUCCGUUUUAGAAUUUUAUGGGUUAGUAUACCAUUAGAUGUUUUAUUGCUGAUAGCGUUAAGGUUAUCUGUGGUGACCUGAGUUAAGUGUUAUGAAGGGCUUUCUACAGCACUUUCUAUGGUACUUAUUGGAAGAGGAUUAUUUGCUUGUGAUGAAUCUUUUUUGCUGGGUUUUAUUUUCCUUGUGAAUUCUGUAUUUUAAAAGGAUUUUACAAACACUACAGGUGAAUUUAAAGCACCAGUGAUACAGGACAGUUGAAGCUCACAUGGGUAAAUAUGCAAAAAAAAAUCGCAAAAUGAAGCUUUAAAAAAUAAUUUACCCAAAAUUGAAAAACAAAAUGCUGAAAAUGUACUCACCUUCAGGCCAUCCAAGACAUGGAUACAUUUGUUUCUUCUGCAGAAGAGAUUUGGAGAAAUUUAGCAUCAAUUGCUAACCAGUGGCUCCUUUACAGUGAAAACAUCACGAUAAUCCACAAGACACCAGUUCAUCAGUUAACUUCUUGUGAAAUAAAAAGCUGCAUGUUUGAAAUAAACAAAUCCAUCAAGAAAUUUUUUAACUUUAAACUGCUCCUGCUUAAAAUAUGAGUCCUCUUUCAAUAAUUAUUUUUCCAGUGAAAAAGGUCGUCUUGUCUGUAUCAGUAGAGAAACAUGCACAGAUCAAGCACCAUUUUCAAGUAAAACUAGUCCAAAAGAGUUCUAAUCAAAUAUGUGGGUGGAUUUUGAUGUGAGAGGACAACAAGAGAUGGACUUUUUCACUGCAGGAGCUUUCUAUGGAUUAUGGACUCAACAAUCUCUUAAUGAUGGAUUUGUUUCUUUCAAACAUGCAG
Molecule: messenger RNA, 5603 nt
Organism: Cyprinus carpio (common carp)
Lineage: Eukaryota; Metazoa; Chordata; Actinopteri; Cypriniformes; Cyprinidae
Product: FYVE and coiled-coil domain-containing protein 1-like
Biological process (GO): plus-end-directed vesicle transport along microtubule; positive regulation of autophagosome maturation
Cellular component (GO): autophagosome; lysosome; late endosome
Molecular function (GO): metal ion binding
Source: RefSeq, a predicted model, not a curated record